Molecule: messenger RNA, 1182 nt
Organism: Drosophila ficusphila
Lineage: Eukaryota; Metazoa; Arthropoda; Insecta; Diptera; Drosophilidae
Gene: Gr59c
Product: putative gustatory receptor 59c
Exons: 2
Coding region: 1-1182 (393 amino acids)
Biological process (GO): sensory perception of taste
Cellular component (GO): membrane
Source: RefSeq, a predicted model, not a curated record
AUGGUUGACUUGUUACGGACAAUUGUGCGCGUGGCGUACUGGUAUGGUUUAUCGGUGGGAGUGGUUAACUUCGAGGUAGAUUGGCGCAAGGGAAAAGCUAUAGCCACUCGACGAGUCACUAUAUAUGCGGCUUUACACAAUUUGUGUUUAAUAACUUUGCUUUGUUUUCUAAGCGUCAACCAUAACUCCUUAAAAUCGGAUUUUAGUAACGCACGAUAUCUGCAUGAGUACUUUUUUCUGCUAAUUACCGUGGUUCGAUAUUUUGCCGUAUUGCUUUCCCUAAUCUCCAGAUGGAUUCAGCGGACCAGGAUCCUUAGAUUGGGGAAUCAAUUAGCUCAAAUGGUCCGCGAAAAACACAGAGUAUUUCUUCAAGAUCGCCACCGAAUUUACCUGAAAUUUUUCAUCUGCUUUAUGUCCGACUGCCUUCAUAUGAUUUUGGAUCUAAGUGCUCAGCGGGAAAAAAUUAAUUUCAACAUGGUCAUUAAUCUCCUUAUUUGGAGCGCAUUCACCACUAUUUUCAACUCGAUUGUAUUCCAGUAUUACUUGGCCGUUUCGCAAAUUUUCGGACUAUAUAAUGUUAUUCAGCAAGAUUUGCGUAAAUUAAUGAGUGAAGCUGAAACUAUCUGCUUAACAUGCAAUCAUCGAGGAGGAGUUUUUGCCUUAAAAUGCUGUGCCUUGGCAGAUAAAUUAGAUGAUUUGGCUGAAAGACAAAACAAAUUGCAGCAUACACUUAGCGAAAUGUCGGAUGUCUGUCAAAUACAAAGCUUCAGCAUGAGCUUGGUGUAUUAUCUUUCCACCAUGGGAUCUAUCUACUUCACCUUCUGUUCAAUAAUUUAUAAUAAAACUGGAUUUGGUUCCACAUAUUUGGGCCUUUCGUUGAUUGCUUUAUCUACGGCUUUCUUUUAUGCGGAUAACUGGAUGUCCAUUAGUAUUGGUAUAAAAAUACGCGAUCAGCAAAAUAAAGUAAUGAGAAUAUUGGCAGAUCGAACUUUAUUAAGCCCUGAACUGGAUAAGCGAUUGGAAAUGACAUUUGAGAGUUUUCAGUUGCAGUUGGUUCGAGAUCCUCACGAGUUUUAUGUCCUGGGACUCUUCAAAGUGGAUCGGAGUCAACUAUUGUCCAUGAUGAACUCAGUUAUAGUUCACUCUAUUCUUCUAGUUCAAUGGGAACUGCAACAUAAUUAA